Molecule: messenger RNA, 1125 nt
Organism: Dioscorea cayenensis subsp. rotundata (Guinea yam)
Lineage: Eukaryota; Viridiplantae; Streptophyta; Magnoliopsida; Dioscoreales; Dioscoreaceae
Product: 30S ribosomal protein S5, chloroplastic
Biological process (GO): translation
Cellular component (GO): ribosome; mitochondrial small ribosomal subunit
Molecular function (GO): structural constituent of ribosome; RNA binding
Source: RefSeq, a predicted model, not a curated record
GAUAAGCCCUUCGGAAGCUCGAAAGGGGCGAUAAUGGCGUCCACUGCGUCCAUCGCUGCUCUCAGCUCCUUCUCCUCCCUUUCUCUCGGCCGCUCCCUUCCUCUCAAACCGAGGGUUCUCCAGAGCUCUACUCUUGUCCCCCUGUUCGGUUCCUCCAAGCUGUUCUCCCUCUCUCAUCCCAUCAGAGCGGGGAACGACAAGGACAUCGACACCAGCUUCUUCGACAACUUCGAUCCCAAUGCUGACGUUCCUUUUGAUCCUCCGACACCUCCGGAGGGAUAUGUCCCACCGCCCUCCUUCGACGAGCUUCCCCCAGAGACCGAGGAGGAUAUCACCACCGCCUAUGAGGAGAUCUACGGACCAGCGUACAGCGGCGUCAGUGUCCUUGGAAACGACGUCUACGUCAUGGACGCGCACCUGAAGAAGUCCUCCGGUGGAUUCCUCGGCCGGCGCAAGAAGGAGAAGCCGAAUGAUGGGUUCGAGGAGAGGGUCGUGCAGGUUCGGCGGGUCACCAAGGUCGUCAAGGGUGGGAAAAAGCUCUCUUUUAGGGCUAUCGUCGUUGUUGGGGAUAAGAAUGGGCAGGUUGGGAUUGGGGUCGGGAAAGCCAAGGAGGUCGUGGACGCCAUUGCUAAGUCGGCGACCAAUGCCCGGAGAAACAUCGUCACCGUCCCGAUGACCAAGUACUCCACUUUCCCCCACAGGUCUGAUGGAGACUAUGGAGCGGCAAAAGUUAUGUUAAGACCCGCUUCACCUGGUACUGGUGUGAUUGCUGGUGGAGCAGUAAGGAUUGUGUUGGAAAUGGCUGGUGUAGCAAAUGCCCUAGGGAAACAGCUACGGAGCAAGAACGCUCUUAACAAUGCCAGAGCUACGGUUGUCGCCAUACAAAAGAUGCGGCAGUUCCGUGAUGUUGCACGUGAGCGAGGGAUUCCAAUGGAAGAAUUGUGGAAAUGAUUGUAUCUUUAUAAUUUCUGCUGGCCUAAGUUUGCACCUAGGUUUUUUUUCCCACAAUAUUAUUGUAAACCAACCAAAUUAUAAUUUCUUUAUAAUUCACUGAUGUUCGUGUUGUAAUGAACCAUUUCAGACAGGAUUCUCAUGAUUGAUGAGAAACUAUUUUUCUGUAUUAAA